AUCGUAUCAUUGCAGUUAUAAACCUAUAAAAAUCAAUUAGAAUUUACUUUUUUUGCUUUUUUUUUUCUCUCACACAUCCCCCACUUCUCUCUGGUUUUGUUUUCGAUGCUACCGUGCUACAAACACUCCAACAAAAUACCUCUUUCCCGGUUCUCUCUUCUGGAUGUAAUCCUUCUCUCCACCACCUACCAACCAAGAUUGGAUACGACUUUCUAUGUACAUUUUUACCUGCUGAUUCCAGUUUUUUAUUGAGCCCCUAUUUACAAGAAAGUGGGAGGAACAUACAUAUUACCUGGAAGUUUGACUGACUGCAAUACAUUUUCAAGAUGGAGAUGGACAACAAGCGUACCAACCUGAUAAUUAAUUACAUCCCACAAACUCUUACUGAUGAAGAGUUUCGUUCUAUGUUUUUAAGCAUAGGUCCCAUCAAAUCUGCUAAAAUAGUCAGAGACAAAGCCACUGGCUAUAGCUAUGGUUUUGGUUUUGUUGAUUAUGAGAAUGUAGAAGAUGCUCAGAGAGCAAUGCAAACAUUGAAUGGACUUCAGAUGCAGAAUAAAACCAUUAAAGUUGCUUUAGCAAGGCCUGGUGGUGAGGAGAUCAAAGGGGCUAAUUUAUAUGUUAGAAAUCUUCCUAGACAUUACCAGCAGAUGGACUUGGAACGUCUUUUUCAGCAAUUUGGAACAAUAAUACAGUCAAGAGUUUUGACAGACCAGGCGACUGGUGUGUCAAAGGGUGUUGGUUUUGUUCUUUUUGAUCAGAAGAAGCAAGCUGAGGAAGCGAUAAACCAAAUAACUGGCACAGUUCCUGCUGGUGGUACAGAAGCUCUACUUAUUAAAUUUGCUGAUGACAAUGCAAAGAAGGUACGUCCCCCUGCAAUGCCCUACAUCAAUACUGCUCCAUGCUUCCCAGCACCUGGUCCAAUGAGAAGUCCUGGCAAUAGAUUCCGUUAUAAUCCAGUGACAGGCAAUUACUCAACACCUAACUCUGGUUUGAGCCUCUCUCAGGGAGGAUAUGUUAUUUUUGUAUACAACAUUGGAGCCAGUUCUUGUGAAAAAACCUUGUGGCAAUUAUUUUCUCCCUUUGGAACAGUCCAGAAAGUCAACAUCAUGAGGGAUCACCAAAAGGGACAAUCUAAAAAUUAUGGUUUUGUUACAAUGACCAAUCUUCAAGAGGCUCAGAAUGCAAUUGCACGACUUAAUGGCUAUGAUUAUGCUGGUUGUGGUCGACCUCUGCAAGUGAAGUUCAAGAACUAGUGAUUUCUAGGAAAUUCCCCUUAUUUUUAAAAUAACAUUUUUUUCUGUAAAUCCCUCCCAUUACAUUUUUUUUUCUUAAUCAUUAAAUUUUCAUGCUGAAGGACAUACAUUAUAGGUUUUAAAAAAGCCAUGAAAUAAAAUGUUAUGGUGUAUCCUGGGAUUUCCCCCUUCCCUUUCCUUCCUCUCAUUUCCCAUUUAUUUUUUUUUUCUCAUGAGUUUUUUUUUUCUCCUCCUCUCAUAUUUUUUUUUUCUAUUUCCAUAAUAAACCCUUGUCAUUGCAAAAAAAAGAAAAGAAAAAGAAAAAACAAACUCCAGUCAACAUUGACUGGAGAUUUAGUUUACAAUUUAUUGCUAUUUACUGUAAACCAAAUAGGUUUUACUUGUUGAAACAUUUUAUCAAAAAUACAUUAUGUAUCUUAGAAAACAUAAAUCGCUUUUAGCGAAGUAUUUUUUUUGUUUGUCUUAAUUUUCUCUCUGUCUAUCAGAAUUAGCUAUGAAAAUGUUAUCACUGAGCACACUCAAAACAAUCUUUACUGCACAUGAAAGCUGUCACUUGUCUUGAUUUAAGCUAAUAUCCUCAUUAUCCCGGUAUGCAUUUUUUUUUUUUAUAAAUUUCAUAAGGUCCUAAUAGCUUUAAUAUGCAGUAACAAUAUUUACUGUUUUUGAGUUGUUCAAUUGUUUGCUUAGGGUUGUGUGAGUGUUUAUAUUUGUGUUUUGCCUGUGUGAAGUUUGUGUACGAGACUUUCUUUUUUUUUUCCAAAUACUUGUGUAAGAUUUUUAAAUAUUUCAAAGAAUAACUGAAUUGUUGAAAAAUAAACUUCCAUGCCUAGUUUAAUUUUUAAUAAUUUUGGUUAAGAGUUGUUAUAUAUUUAUAUAUAUAUUAUGUAAUAUAUUUAAAUUCACUUGACUAAAACUUUACAAAAUUUCUAAUUAAAUGCUUGAUAGGUAGUGCAUCAGUAAGUUUUUUUAAUUUUACAACUAAAGAUAACAGCUGCUUGCUUUAUAUUUGGUGAUUAGUUAGGAACUAUUUCUAACCAGAUACACGAUAGUGUUAAAGAUAUAUUAGCCAUAGGAUUUAUUUAAGAAAAAAAAUUGGGUAAUGUAAUUUUAAUUGAAAGAAUUUCCAUUUUAUGUUAAAAGAAAUAGCUCUGGGAAACUGUUACAUUAAAUAUGCUGUUUUGUGAGCAACCUAUCCAUCGAGUAAAAAGUCAUUGGGAGGGAAAUAAGCUUCCAUCGACCAGGAAUGCCAGUUUCUGUUUCCAGUUUUUUUUUUUACCAUUAACGAGAUGAAUGAAGACAUAAAAUAUUCCAAUGAAGAUUCCAAUUUAUCCACCAAGAUCUUCCUGUAAUUGUUUGGAAGACUCGAUUAGUUUUGAAAUAAAGAACUAUGUUUAUUUCUGUGCAGGGUUACGGAAGAACCAGAGGACCACAUGGUGUUUACCAUUCUCAUCAGAGAUAAAAGUCUUAAAUCAUGGUCUGGGGGGACAACAUAAAAUUUGGAUUUUCUUUUUAUUAAUGGAUUAAUUUCAUUUCACAUUUGAUGUUUAAAGAUAACCAAAGAAAAUAUCGUAGACCAAAGAGAUGAGAUGUAACCAAAGAGAUGAGAAAUCUUAUUGAAUAUAAUCAGCAAAGAAAGUUUUUCGUUUUUUUUUUUUUAAUACAUUUAAUGCAUUUAUGGUCAAAUUAUUUUCAUACCUCUCAAAACAUGAGAUUCCAUUUUAAUUUUGCAAUCUCUGGUUGACAUUAGAAAAUAAAGUAAGCACCAUUUUGAUUUGUGCUAUUUGAAAGUUUAA
This is a messenger RNA of Octopus bimaculoides (California two-spot octopus), 3046 nucleotides long. RefSeq names its product ELAV-like protein 1. The record is from RefSeq and is a predicted model, not a curated record. Lineage: Eukaryota; Metazoa; Mollusca; Cephalopoda; Octopoda; Octopodidae. Gene Ontology annotation, cellular component: ribonucleoprotein complex. Gene Ontology annotation, molecular function: RNA binding.